CGCAGGGGAAGCGUCUGCGUGCAGGCCAGCCUUGCUGGACGCCUUGGACGAGUCGUACGGUCCUACUUCUUCUUCUAUGGCGACUCUGCAAAGCUGGAGGACCCAAGGAAGCUGCUGGACCAGGCAGUGACCGACAUGCAGGCAGACAUGGCCAAGAUGCGCUCGGCCUCUGCUCAGGUGCAAGUUGCGCAGAGGCAGAUGGAGGAUCGGUACCGAGCGGCGCAGACGGCGGCCGACGACUGGAAACGUCGCGCGGAAUGGGCCCUGCGCAAAGGGGACGAGGAUCUGGCACGGGAGGCCCUCAAACGCCGCAAAACGUUCGAGACAACUGCCAACACGAUGAAGCAGCAGCUGGAGGCGCACGUGAAGGCUUCGCAGACGCUGAGGGCCAACAUAGGCAUGCUGGAGAGCAAAGUUGCCGAAGCCAUCUCCAAGAAGGAGACCCUCAAGGCCCGCGCCCUGUCCGCUCAGGCACGCCUCCUCCCUCAGAUCUCUGGUCUGGUGGGGGGACUACGCUCCUCUUCUAAUUCCUCGGUGGCGGCCUUCGCACGCAUGGAGCAGAAAGUUGAACAGCUGGAGGCCGAGGCCGAGUCUGCAGGCCAGCUUGGGUUCUUCAACGAUGCCCUGGAGAGCCGCUUUGCGCUCAUGGAGGGAGGCAGUUCAGUGGAUGAUGAUCUGCUCAAGCUGAAGACAGACAUGCUCGCGGAUGUGGGCUCUGCUCUGCCCAGCGGCCGCUCAGAAGCCCCCAAGUCC
Coccomyxa subellipsoidea C-169 is the source of this 753-nucleotide messenger RNA. RefSeq names its product PspA/IM30. The record is from RefSeq and is a predicted model, not a curated record. The annotation marks the transcript as partial. Lineage: Eukaryota; Viridiplantae; Chlorophyta; Trebouxiophyceae; Coccomyxaceae. The transcript has 6 exons.